AUUUUAGGGUGCAUGUUUUGCUGUGUACUGUCCCUAUUUUUUAUAUGUUAAAAAGUGGUUGCAACUAGGGAUGUGUUACGAACAGAGAGGCAGGAGACAGCGAUAGGGAGAAAGACGUAGGUUUAUUAGGAUUAUUGCCAGAACAGACAGGUGAGCAGGUAUGGAGAUGGGGAUGUCCGUUGGAGUGAAGACUUGCUGGCGUGAAGAUCGCUGGAGAGGGAGAUUGCUGGAGAGGGAGACUGGCGGCGGGACAGCUGGACCGGGAGCUGGCGGCAGAACAGCCGGACAGGAAGCCAGCAACGGGACAGCAGGACAGGAAGCCGGUGACGGGAAGAUUGGUAGCUGAGCGGGCUAGAACAGUGGUGUCCGGGAGCCUGCCACUCCAGCAGAGAAGGAGGGUACUGCUGCUGCUGCGAUCCAGCCUAUGGUUCAGCGGUGUUCUGCGACUUAGCUGAUGGUUCCCUGGCGUGCUGCGACCCAGCAGACAGCUCCACGGCGUGCUGUGAUCCAGCCGGGAAAGGAGGCAACUGCAAUCCAGCGGCGACAAGAUUUUGGUGCCGCUAUGAUCCAGCUUGGAAAGGAGGCGACUGCGAUCCAGCAGGGAGUCCAGAGGGCUGCUGCGAUCCAGCCGGGAAUGGAGGCGACUGCGAUCCAGCUGCGACUGCGAUCCAGCUGCGGUCCGGCAGAGAGUCCGGGAACGGAGAGCUACUGCAGUCCGGCAGAGAGUCCGGGAACGGAGAGCUGCUGCGAUCCGGCAGGGAGUGAUGAUCACCGCGAUGCUGGAACUGGAGGCCGCAGCGGAGCAGGCGAGCAGCAGGGCGGCGGUACAGGCGAGCAGCUGGGCAGUGGGGCAGGCGAGUCGCUGGAUUAUCCUGUGCUGGUGAUCACAGCUCCUGUCGUUGCCUGGAUUCCUGUCAGCCUGUCUGUCUGCCUCUCCAGCCACCUUCACCUAGCCUGUCUUCAACAGUUCAACCUUGCCCACCACUCCCCCAUGGAGCCAGACCCUCUUCAUCUUACCUGCUCCAUGAUCUUGGUUCCGUUGAUGGUCAGUCUCCACACACCACCAUCAGCGCUGCACCACGACCAGCUAGAUCCACGUGGUACCUCCUCAUCCUGCCUCACGGACCAAGCCUGCCUGUCCAGAACCACGGGGAGGCUAAACCCAGUCAGCGGGGGUGACCGCAGCGCCAGUCUCCUAGUUGGAACCACUGCUACUCUCCCGGGGGUACCAAGGGUGAUGCCGAAGGCUUCACUCUGAACUACUACACCCCUUCCCACUAUUCCUGCCACAUAUAAAUAAAGUGUGAAUUAGGUUAUAAAAGACUA
This is a messenger RNA of Siniperca chuatsi (mandarin fish), 1326 nucleotides long. RefSeq lists its product as uncharacterized. The transcript is spliced from 2 exons. The coding region runs from base 455 to 1258 and encodes 267 amino acids. The record is from RefSeq and is a predicted model, not a curated record. NCBI's taxonomy places the organism in Eukaryota, Metazoa, Chordata, Actinopteri, Centrarchiformes, Sinipercidae.